AUGGCACUCAAGAAGUUAUUCGCGAACCGCUCCUCCAUUCAAAAUAGCAACAAGACGGUGACGAGUGCUGCCGCUCUCACCCUCAGACAGAGCCUUUGGCCACUCACGAUUGUCACUAUACUUUUCUUCCUUUGGGGUUUCGCUUACGGAUUACUUGACACCUUGAACAAGCACUUUCAAGUCACAUUGGGUAUCACUAGAGCUCGCUCAUCCGGACUUCAGGCAGCUUAUUUCGGUGCCUAUCCGCUAGCAUCUCUCGGUUAUGCCAACUGGAUUCUCCGCCAUGCUGGCUACAAAGCCGUCUUCAUCUUUGGACUAUCGCUUUACGGUAUCGGUGCCCUCAUGAUGUGGCCAGCAGGCGUAUACCAGUCUUUUGGCGGCUUUUGUGGGGCCACAUUCAUUAUCGGUUCUGGUCUCGGUUCCCUCGAAACUGCUGCUAACCCGUUCAUCGUGGCUUGCGGCCCACCACGAUAUGCGGAGAUCCGCAUCAACGUCAGCCAAACGCUCAAUGCUGUCGGUACUAUUGUCGGCCCAUUGCUGGGCUCAUACGUAUUCUUCACCGGAACCCAGGACACUGUUUCAGCUCUGAAAAGCGUGCAAUGGGUCUAUCUCGGCAUUGCCUGCUUCGUGUUUCUACUAGCGGGCGUCUUCUUUUUCAGCAGUAUUCCUGAAAUUUCUGAUGCCGACAUGGAAGCUCAAGUUCAAGAAGCACAAGUUGAGGGACGAGAGGCCUCGUUCUGGAAGCAGUAUCGGCUCUUCCACGCUGCUUUUGCGCAAUUCUGCUAUGUAGGAGCACAAGUCGCCGUUGCGGGUUAUUUCAUCAACUAUGCUGUCGAAACUCGGCCAGGCACAAGCACGGCUACCGGAUCCAAGCUUUUGUCCGGCGCUCAAGGCGCCUUUGCGGUUGGCAGAGUGCUCGGUACUAUACUGAUGAAGUUCGUGCGACCAAGAUAUGUUCUUCUAGCUUUCAUGUGUGGUGCUGCUAUCUUCAUUGCUCCCGCCACAAAGGAACGUGGUAACACUGGUAUCUCUUUCAUGUUCCUUGUUCUCUUCUUUGAGUCCAUUUGUUUCCCCACAAUUGUAGCACUUGGCACACGCGGACUCGGUCGUCAUUACAAGCGCGGUUCAGGUUGGAUCAUCGGGGGUGUUCUGGGCGGCGCUGCGGUACCACCGCUCCUCGGCGUGGUCGCCGAUAUGCAUAACAACACUGGUAUAGCGAUGGUAGUUCCUCUAUCAUUUUUUGUUGCAGCCGUAUCGUACCCAAUCGCUUUGAACUUCGUUGCUUCGUAUCGCAUCCCCGCCGAUGCAUCGACUGAUAGUACGGUGGGUCUCAUCGAGCCUAACAGUGGGGAGAAGUACAUGCAGGGCAGCGAUUUGGAACAAAUUGAGGUAGCUGCAUCGAAGGUGUGAGAGUGAAUCAACCGCGUGUAAAGGCGGUGGGGAUUCAAAGCGAGAGACCAGAUCCGUAUUCGUGUGAUUGAUGUUGGCCUGAUAAAACACAUGUAUCGCACUUCAGACUGCUGGGAAAUAGCACCGCUUCAGUGCCUCAUAUGGCGAGACCUCUUCCACCUUGGCUCCAUCUAUACAAUCUUAACAUGUCUUUCCUCAUAUC
Messenger RNA from Boeremia exigua, 1612 nucleotides. Its product is annotated as l-fucose permease. The coding region runs from base 1 to 1410 and encodes 469 amino acids. Gene Ontology annotation, molecular function: transmembrane transporter activity. Lineage: Eukaryota; Fungi; Ascomycota; Dothideomycetes; Pleosporales; Didymellaceae. Gene Ontology annotation, biological process: transmembrane transport. The transcript is spliced from 6 exons. The record is from RefSeq and is a predicted model, not a curated record.